UAACAACCACUCGAGCCCUCGCCGCGCCCCUCGGCGCUCCCGCCCCGGCCCCCGUCCCCGGAACCGGCGGUCUAGCGGCGGCAGCCGAGCCUCUGGCACGGCUCUCUCCCCGCGGAGCCGCCGGCAUGAACGCAUCCCGCCGCCCCGUGUCCCCGACCCGGUCCUUUUGACAAGAGGAGUAAGAAGAUUGCUAUUGAAUUACAACCAUGGUGCAGAAAUACCAGUCCCCAGUGAGGGUGUAUAAGCACCCCUUUGAGUUAAUUAUGGCUGCCUAUGAGAGGAGGUUCCCUACAUGUCCUUUGAUCCCAAUGUUCGUGGACAGCGACACCGUGAGCGAAUUCAAGAGUGAAGAUGGGGCUAUUCAUGUCAUCGAGAGGCGCUGCAAGCUGGAUAUCGACGCUCCCAGGCUGCUGAAGAAGAUUGCAGGAGUCGAUUAUGUUUAUUUUGUCCAGAAAAACUCCCUGAAUUCUCGAGAGCGCACUUUGCACAUCGAGGCGCACAACGAGACGUUUUCUAACCGGGUCAUCAUCCACGAGCACUGCUGCUACACGGUUCACCCUGAGAACGAAGACUGGACCUGCUUCGAACAGUCUGCAAGUUUAGAUAUCAAAUCCUUCUUUGGUUUUGAAAGUACAGUAGAAAAAAUUGCCAUGAAACAAUAUACCAGCAACAUUAAAAAAGGGAAAGAAAUCAUUGAAUACUACCUGCGGCAGCUGGAGGAGGAGGGCAUCACCUUUGUGCCCCGGUGGACCCCGCCCUCUCUGCAGCCCUCGUCAGAAACACUGUCGUCAAGCAAGAGUCAAGCCACAUCUUCCGCUGUCCUUGUCCCAGAUGCUGCUGCCCUCAAGGAGGGGCUGAGUGGGGAAGGCAUCAGCAGCCCAGGCCCAGCAUCUGAGCCUGUGGUAGGAACCCCUGACGACAAGCUGGAUGCCGACUACAUCAAGAGAUAUUUGGGUGACCUGACCCCGCUCCAGGAGAGCUGCCUCAUCCGACUGCGCCAGUGGCUCCAGGAGACGCACAAGGGCAAAAUCCCGAAGGAUGAGCAUAUUCUCCGGUUUCUGCGUGCCCGGGAUUUUAAUAUUGACAAAGCCAGAGAGAUCAUGUGCCAGUCUCUAACUUGGCGGAAGCAGCACCAGGUGGAUUACAUCCUGGACACCUGGACUCCACCCCAGGUCCUUCAGGAUUACUACGCUGGAGGCUGGCAUCACCAUGACAAAGACGGGCGACCGCUGUAUGUGCUCAGACUGGGGCAGAUGGACACCAAGGGCUUGGUGCGAGCCCUCGGAGAGGAGGCCCUGCUGCGAUACGUUCUUUCCAUAAACGAAGAAGGCCUAAGACGAUGUGAAGAAAAUACCAAAGUCUUCGGCCGGCCGAUCAGCUCCUGGACCUGCCUGGUAGACCUUGAAGGACUGAACAUGCGCCAUCUGUGGAGACCUGGAGUCAAAGCUUUGCUGCGCAUCAUCGAGGUGGUGGAGGCCAACUACCCGGAGACGCUGGGCCGCCUGCUCAUCCUCCGAGCCCCCAGGGUCUUCCCUGUCCUCUGGACACUGGUUAGUCCAUUUAUUGACGACAACACAAGAAGGAAAUUCCUCAUUUAUGCGGGAAAUGACUACCAGGGCCCUGGAGGCCUGCUGGAUUACAUCGAUAAAGAGAUAAUUCCAGAUUUCCUGAGCGGGGAGUGCAUGUGUGAUGUACCAGAGGGUGGACUGGUCCCCAAAUCUCUGUACAGGACUGCAGAGGAGCUGGAAAAUGAGGAUCUGAAGCUCUGGACAGAGACCAUCUACCAGUCUGCCAGCGUGUUCAAAGGAGCCCCGCAUGAGAUUCUCAUUCAGAUUGUGGACGCCGCCUCAGUAAUCACCUGGGAUUUUGACGUGUGCAAAGGGGACAUUGUUUUUAAUAUUUAUCACUCCAAGAGGUCUCCCCAGCCACCCAAGAAGGACGCGCUGGGGGCCCACAGCAUCACCUCUCCGGGUGGGAACAACGUGCAGCUCAUAGACAAAGUGUGGCAGCUGGGCCGGGACUACAGCACGGUGGAGUCGCCGCUGAUCUGCAAAGAAGGAGAGAGUGUGCAGGGCUCCCAUGUGACCAGGUGGCCGGGUUUCUACAUCCUGCAGUGGAAGUUCCACAGCAUGCCAGCGUGUUCCGCCACCAACCUCCCCCGAGUGGACGACGUGCUGGCCUCCCUGCAGGUCUCCUCCCACAAGUGCAAAGUGAUGUACUACACAGAAGUGAUCGGGUCCGAGGAUUUCAGAGGCUCCAUGACCAGCCUGGAGUCCAGCCACAGUGGGUUCUCACAGCUGAGUGCCGCCACCACCUCCUCCAGCCAAUCACACUCCAGCUCCAUGAUUUCCAGCGAAUGACUUGUAUGACAUCCUGCAGAGACGAGCCGCCUCCUCCACGGAACUGAAGCUGCAGCAGGCAGCCCUUACACUGCGCCGGAGUCCUCGUGGCUCACUGUUAGUGGAGGUGGCCUGUGGAUUCAGGACAGCCCUUGAGGUCCCUUUCCUCUGAGGACUCAGCAGCCUACAGGAGCACCCGGUCCUGGGGUGGAGCCAGCCCACUCCUAAGCAGACACGCUGCCCAGGAGGGGCUCUCAGACUCCCGACAACACCGCCAUCAUUAAACAUUGCUUUCUUUUUCCUCCUCUUCAAAUCUUUUGAUAUUUUUCAGAGCAAAAUUUUUCUGUCCAUGAACUUGGGGAAGGGGAGGGUUCUAUUCUCCGCUGAAUGCUGUUUUUCCUCCCGCAGGUGGGCAGCUCUGUGCCCGCCAGUACCUAGGGUCCUCAGCCCUCAGCACCCAGGAUCCCUAGUCCUUAGCACCCACCCAGGGCCUUCAGCCCUCAGCACCCAGGGCCUUCAGCCCUCAGCACCCAGUGUCCUCAGCCCUCAGCACCCAGGGCCUUCAGCCCUCAGCACCCAGGAUCCUCAGCCCUCAGCACCCAGGGCCUUCAGCCCUCAGCACCCAGGGCCUUCAGCCCUCAGCACCCAGGGCCUUCAGCCCUCAGCACCCAGGGUCCUCAGCCCUCAGCACCCAGGAUCCUCAGCCCUCAGCACCCAGUGUCCUCAGCCCUCAGCACCCAGGGUCCCUACCCCCAUAGCUCCCAGGAUCCUCAGCUCUCAGCGGGUGUUGGAAGUAGUGGGUGACACUUCCUUCUGGAAGUGUGGCAAAAGAGACUCCAAGAAUGCUCUCCAGGGUGGCGCAUGGCUUGUAGUGGCCUUGGGCAUGUGAUGGGUGUUGGGGUGUGUGCAGGUGCCAUUUGUGUGCAUGAGGGACAGGGGGUGGGGUGGGGGAGCAUGGUGGGACUUAAUUUGUUUUAUCAGCAUUUUAUAGAAGCAGACCAGAGGCUGGCUGGCUUUGUCUUUUUCUUUCUGAUCCCCACUUCCCAAAGCCUGCUGUCUGAGCAGGCCCUGACUUCACAGCUUUUAUGGGAAAGCUUAUUGCUUACAGAGCUGUCUGGAAGUUGCAGGUGGCUGAUCUCCAUGAGAAGGGCCUGGGGUGUGUGUGUGUGUGUGUGUGUUAAACGUGUCUAAAGAUGGGUGCCAAACCCACAUGGCCGUGAAUGUGUACGACAGGUGUGGAAUCAUGUGUUGAUGCCGCUCGGAGGCAUAGAUGGAUGUCUGUGAGCUUUGUAGAGGCUGUGGCAUGUCAGCAAGCACGAGGAGAGUCUCCACAGCAGCCUGGCUUGGCCAGUGAGCCUGCUGGCUCCCAGCACUCGUGUUGCUGGCCUCUGUGGCCCUUCGCCAUGCAUUCCCUGUGCAUGGGGCAGCCAUUUCUAGACAGCAUAGUAGGGCUAUAGUUACUACGUCCACGCUGCUUCCAGUUAGGGCUUCCCAGCUCCAAGUUAAAGGACCUGAAGAUGGCCCUGCUCUCUCUUUCUCUCCUGUCUCCCUCUCCCUUUCCCUCUCUCUGUGUCUCAGAUGGCGAUUUUGCUGACAGCCUCCAAGAAAACGCUUCACGCGACAGUCCACAUGUGCCCAGAGAUGCUUGUGGGACUGUUUGAGUUGCAGCCAUGUCUCAGGCUGAAGAUCUGUCCCCUUAGUCCGUUCAGAAGUGGCCCUGCUCAGCGCCUCAGAACUGAGCUGAACGCAUGACCACACACUCACAGGCCUCUAGCCCCAGGCCACAGGGCACUGGCUGCCUUGGGAGGGUGACUGGGUGUGUGAGUGUGUGCCGUUCACGUGUCCUAAAAUGCUGCUGUCUCGCCCUCCCACCCAGUCCCAGCUCUCUGGGUUCUCCCUCUGUUACUAGUGUCUUAAUUCUCUCUCCUUCCUGAACCCACUAUUUGCAUAUCAGAUUCUGUAAAUGUUUUAUAAACAUAUUACCUCACUCUUGGUAAUACAAUAUUGAUAGUCUUUAAAAGAUUUUUUAUUGUUACAGUAAUAAAUGUGAACUGUUUAAGAGGA
Molecule: messenger RNA, 4403 nt
Organism: Microtus oregoni (creeping vole)
Lineage: Eukaryota; Metazoa; Chordata; Mammalia; Rodentia; Cricetidae
Gene: Sec14l1
Product: SEC14 like lipid binding 1
Exons: 17
Coding region: 207-2360 (717 amino acids)
Biological process (GO): negative regulation of RIG-I signaling pathway
Cellular component (GO): cytoplasm; cytosol
Molecular function (GO): RIG-I binding
Source: RefSeq, a predicted model, not a curated record